Bactrocera tryoni is the source of this 2422-nucleotide messenger RNA. RefSeq names its product cysteine-rich motor neuron 1 protein. NCBI's taxonomy places the organism in Eukaryota, Metazoa, Arthropoda, Insecta, Diptera, Tephritidae. The transcript has 7 exons. Gene Ontology annotation, biological process: regulation of signal transduction; regulation of cell growth. The record is from RefSeq and is a predicted model, not a curated record. Gene Ontology annotation, cellular component: extracellular region. Bases 1300 to 1998 code for a protein of 232 amino acids. Gene Ontology annotation, molecular function: insulin-like growth factor binding.
UUGACGCGUACGGUUUGUGUGGCAAGUGAAAGCGUGCGGGUUUGUGCCGCAGCUGACGAAGCAAAACAAGCGCGGAAGUACGGCGGUGUACUACGCACACACAGCGUUAAGCACGCGAACGUCAAAGCGAAUACGAAUACGAAGAAAAAUAUUAAAAAAAACGAAUGCUAAAGCAGAGAACUAAGAAACAGUCAUGCUAAGAAUUAGUCACUUUGGCGUGCAGUGCGAAAUCUUAAAAAAUAAAUAUUAAGGAAAUUAAAUAUAUAAAGCUAAAUAGCAAAAAAGUGUACCACAAAAAUAUAAGAAACCACAUAAAAAUGCUUAAAUAUAAUUUUAUGUAGCCUACAUUCAGGCUUAUGUGUUUUAAAUUUAUAACUACCAAGAAAUACAAAUGAAAAAUCUCCAACAAAAACCUGAAACCACAACCAUAUGUAUAACAUAUGCAGCGCACAAGCCAAGAAAUCGAUGCAACGCCGAAAAGUAGGCAACUAGUCAUCGCGCACUAGUUGUAUUAGCAAAAAAAAGAAGAAAAUUGUACACAUUAAUGAUUGAUGGCCUUCUGCAGGCAAACUUGCGCAUAAAGUGACCGCCGAGUGUUGGCAGAAGGUAGCUGGCACUCCUCUAGGCGCAAUUUCAAAAAUCAAAACUGAAAGUAUGUGUAAUAACAACAAAAAUAAAACACAAAGCUCAAAAAUAUUGCAUGAAAAAUGAAACUAAACUAAACAAAAGCGAAAUGUGUAGCAAAAAGUAAUAAAGUGCGUGAAAGAAAUAAGCGAGUGACACUAUCUAAUACAAAUACCGUUACAUACAAACUUGUAUCAGUAAAUCGUGGUGCUUUGUAAAAGUUAAACUUCAUUUCAGCUGUCUGUGUGUGUUUUCAUGUAAAAGUGCAGAAUUUUUAUCUAUCUCAUGCCACCGCUAUCAUGAGCAGACAUCGCUGCAUUGACAUGUUUGACAUAUUGUGCUGUUAUUUUGUAUUUGCUUUGCAUGCUGUUUGACAACAAAAGCAAAGACAACGCCCAAGGACAGUAGUGAUUUUUAUGCAGCAUAACAUCUUUAGACAAUAUUAAAAGUCAUGGCAAUACAACAGCUUCGGCGACAACAACGACCACAGCAGCGACUGAUAACAAAUAUUGAGAUAAAACUGAAUUUUUAUAGAUAAAAAUUCUUCUAACAAGUUUUUUUUCGAAGUGGCUUUAAACGAAACUACCAAAGACAAAAUAUUUAAACUCAGAAAAGUCACUUUCAAACCUAGACAAAUUGAUUUCCUCGCUAUAGUUGAGGAGCACGUUAGCCAAAAUGUGCUCGACAACACAAUUUUGUUUGCUCAACCUGCGCACAUAUUUAAUUUAUUUAUGCUGCUAUCUGCUUAUAAUGGUGGCGGCCGGUAGCCGUGUGGUUGACGGUUUAAAGUGUUAUUGUAAUCCGAAAGAAUGUGAUGUCAUACGAUCGCUGGAUUGUCCAGGCAAGGGUAUGAUGCUGUGGGAUCCAUGCAAAUGUUGUCGCAUUUGCGCCAAAACACUUGGCGAAACUUGUGGUGGUCCGGGUGGAUUCUCCGGUCAGUGUGAACCACCACUACAGUGUGUCACAAGAUUGCCCAUCUCCAGCGGUCUAGGCGUUUGCAUGGAUCUUCCCUCGUCAUCAUCCUCCCUGCAUUCCACAUAUCACAGCAGUAAAUACAAUACGAAUUGUACAAACGAUGAGACAAUAGUGAUAGAGCCUGGCUGCGAAAUCACCAAUAAACGCUGCCAAUGCUGGCCAACGUUGCGCGUGUGUAGCACAAAUAGUAUCGACGAUACGGAUGCACCGGCGACGACAGAUAUACGAUGGCAUUUCAAGACAUUGGAGGACUGCCAGUUAAAUUUACAAAACCUGAUCAAAAUCGAAAUGGAAUUCGAUGAAGAUUACACAAUUUCGCCGAGCACCACUUUCACAUAUAAAAAAUUAAGAAGGAAGCGCAGAGCGUUAAGAAAACACAGAACGACCAUUAAACACUGAGUGUACAGCGAAUCAUGGCAUUAUUCCUGUACAACCACUUAGACACAACCACCAAUAAACCCUAGACAGAACUUGCUAAGAGCAUCCUAUUGAAAAAAGGCGCGCAGUUGAAUGAACGAAAUAAAGUUAAAUUUAACGGCAUAGCGUUAAUAUUAACAUAACAUAAGUGAUAAGAGAUAUAUACCAUAAAUGAGUAAUUAGCCAUAAAUGUGUGUAAAUGUGGAGAAGAAAAGCAAAGCUAUACUAAAACUGAUGAAAAAUUUGUAAAAAGAAAUUGCUGUAAAAGUAUUAAACUAAAUAAAUUUGCGUAGUUAGGUGAAGCAAUGGCGCUAAAUGAUAUAUAAAGCUAUAUUUGGAUUAAGAAAUAGAAUUUGAAAGCAAGUGAAUAUUCUUUUUGUUAAUCAUAUUUUUUUCAUUAUAUUUA